Messenger RNA from Cylindrotheca closterium, 2508 nucleotides. NCBI's taxonomy places the organism in Eukaryota, Bacillariophyta, Bacillariophyceae, Bacillariales, Bacillariaceae. The record is from the annotation of a GenBank genome assembly.
AUGGCAGAACCAGAAAAGAAGCUAUCAAAAAACGAACAAAAGAAGUUGGCCAAGAAGGCCGAAAAGGCCGCCAAGAAAGCAGCCAUGGCUGGAGGUGGUAAUCCACCUGCAGGAGGUGCUCCUGCUAGAGAGCCAAAGCAACCUGCUCCCGGAGCUCCAGCUCCUGUGGCAGCACCAGCACCAGGACCGACACCAACGCCAACGCCAACGCCAGCGCUAAAGGUUUUAAUCUUCAAUGGUGACGAAGGCUGCAGUGCCACUCUGAAAGCAGUGUGGGCCGCCACUCAUUAUUCUGUGGAUGUUGGUGUUGCCACAAAGAAAGAUCUUCCAGCUGGCUUUUCUGCAGACAAGAAGCCUGCUUUGAUUUACGGCAACGAUGUUGUUCUCGGAGGAGGUGGCAAUGCGAUGUGCAAAGCAAUUGCUCUUAUGGGUGGUGCCGAAUACUCCUUUGAAGCUGAUGAAUGGUGCGAAUUUGAGAGAACAUCAAUGAGGGGGAACGCGAUCGGAAAUCUAGAUAGUUUGGGUGCAGCUCUAGAAGCGUCACCAACUGGUGUUCACAUUAUUGGAGAAAGUGACUCAAUGGCGGAUAUCUGUAUUAUCUCGGCACUAUCAAAGCACGCAGACAAGCUCAGUAGCUGGCCAUCCCAUGUUCAGACUUACUACAAAGCUCACAUCCCUGCCUUGGAGCGUGUCAAGGCAGCCAUGCCAAAUUACAUCUCUGAACCCCCCGUCGACUUGAAUGAUCCUCGUAUGAUCAUUGUACUUACUCAGAUCUUCUUGGACUCUUUCGAGUCGGUAUUCCCCAAUUCUACUGUACCAAAGACCCUUGUCAGCAAAUGUGCGAAUAAGAAGCAUGGCGAUUUCCAAUGUAGCGGAGCCAUGCCUGCCUUUGCCAGCCUGAAAAAGUCUGGAGGUCUUCCAGAUGGCAUCAAUAGUCCUCAGCAAGUCGCACAGGCUGUUGUGGCCCACCUUGGAGCUGAUCACGCAGUUCUAUCGGACUUGUCCACUCAAGGUCCAGGUUUCAUUUGCUUCCGCAUUGCCACUUCCUAUCUCCAACACCAAGUGCAAAACCUUGUCGGCAAGAGUUUACCAAAGCCGAAUAUCAAGCCACAACAGUGUGUGGUGGACUUUUCCAGUCCUAAUAUUGCGAAAGAAAUGCACGUUGGUCAUUUGCGUAGUACCAUUAUUGGUGAAUCUGUUUGUCGUGUCUUGGAAUUCGUGGGCCACAAGGUGGAACGUGUGAACCACGUGGGAGAUUGGGGGACUCAAUUCGGAAUGUUGAUUCAAUAUUUGCAAGAAGAGUACCCUGAUUUCUCAGAGAACAUGCCCAACAUCACGGAUCUUACCGAGUUCUACAAAUGUGCUAAGCAGCGUUUCGAUGAAGACCCAGAGUUCAAGAAGACUUCACAGCUAAAUGUUGGUAAGCUGCAAUCUGGAAAUGAAGCUUUCUUGAAAAUGUGGAAGAUUCUGUGUGACAUCUCCAGAAAGGAAUUUCAAAAGGUUUACAACCGAUUGGAUGUGACAACACACGAAUUUGGUGAAUCCUUUUACAACGAUAAGAUCCCAGCUGUCAUUGAAGAAUUUCAGAAGCAUGGAAUGAUUUCUAUUGAAGAGGGAGGAGCCAAGUGCGUCUUUGUGAAAGGAGCCAAGAUUCCUCUGAUGCUCCAAAAGAGUGAUAAGGGAUAUGGAUACGAUAGUACUGAUAUGGCAGCAUUGAAGUACCGUUUGCAGGCCAUCGGUGCUCAGCGCAUCAUAGUCAUUACUGACUUUUCUCAAGGGGAUCACUUUGUCAUGUGUAACCAAGCAGCGCAUGAUAUCGGUUGGGUGAACGCAGGCCAGCGACUACAGCACAUUGGUUUUGGUACCGUUCAAGGAGAGGAUGGAAAAAGAUUCAAGACUCGUUCGGGUGAAACUGUGCGACUUGUGGACUUACUUGACGAAGCUGUCAGCCGUAUGGAGAAUUCUCUGUUGCAGCGUAUCGAGAGUGGCAAAGCUAACAUCACUAAGGAGGAAGUCCAUGAAGUGGCCGAAGCAAUUGGGUAUGGUGCAGUCAAGUACUUUGAUUUGCGUAGAAAUCCCACAUCGAACUACAAGUUCUCCUAUGAUGGUAUGCUUGACACAAAGGGGGACACUGCUGUUUACUUGCUUUAUGCCCGUGUCCGAUUCGAGAGUAUCAUGGCUAAGGCGAAGGCAGAACACGGCGUUGACGUUGAAGAGUUGAUCAAGAAUGGAGAGAAGAUUGUGCUUGGACACCCAUCGGAACGAAACCUUGCACUUCAGCUUCACGCUUUCGGGGAUACGAUCGGGACUACCCUUGACGAUCUCUUCCCAUAUCAUAUUUGCGAGUACGUCUACAACUUGUCCAUUGCUGGAUCUGAGUUUGUUACAAAUUGCCGUGUCCUCGGCAGCGAGGAAAUGAAAAGCCGAUUGCUGCUGUGUCAUGUCACAACAAUGGCAAUGCGACAAUGCUUUGAUUUACUUGGCAUUCGUCAUGUCAAGCGUAUUUAG